AUGAAGGUCUCGCAAUUGCUUGUGGCAGCAGCUCUGUUGGCCAGUGCAAAUGCUGGAGCAUGGAAAGUGUAUAACGACGACUCAUACACUCUUACCGGAUGUAAUGCUGCCAUGCUCAAGUCAGCGACAUUCUGUGGUGGUGGAAUUAAAACAUUUGCAUGUGCCUGCAAGAACCAGCCUGCUAUGGCUUCUGUGAUGCAGUGUCUUGCGGACAGAACCGACAAGGACCAAGAAGUGUUGAAAGAAUGGUUUGUCUACCAAUGUGCUGCCGUCAACAAGACCGUAACCGUCGAAGAAUUGGAUGCUUCCUACGAAAACGCAUCCGAUUACUGGGUCGAUCUUGACCACAAACCUGCCGGAUACAAUAAGUCCGCGAUCUCAUACCGUCCAGUCAAGAACGGUAACAUGACCAAGUACUUCACUGGAUACAUUGUCUCGUACAGAAAAAGAUAUGGAACCGUAGACAGGUCCCACUACCAAGGAAUGUCUUUGUUGUCUGCUUGGGCAUUGUUGCUUCUGAUUGCGACUCUUUCCAACUGGUUCACCAGAAUGAGCCCUGCCACCCUGAAGAGCAUGAACAACUCCUUGACCAGAAAGGCUCGUCAGUAUUUGGGUUUGGCCCCAACAUUUAGAAAGCAUCACGUUCAGUCUGUUGGUUUCUUUGGGUACAUACCAACCCGAUUUGAGAGUGUUGUGAUCCUGGUUAAUUUCCUGUUCCUGCUUUUCUGCAACACAAUUGGUUACAGUUAUGACCAGAGAGAUCUUGUCUUCACAUCCAAGAUGGGAGGUAUUUCCAGAUACAUCGGUGAUAACUCUGCUGUUCUUCUCAGUUACAUGACUCCUCUCGUCUUUUUGUUCCCAGGAAGAAACAAUUUCUUGCAAUGGUGUACUGGCUGGUCAUAUGGUCGUUUCGUUGCGUUCCACAAAUGGCUUGCCAGAUUGUAUAUGUGCGAGAUCAUCAUCCAUAGCGGUGCUAUGGCAGUUACAUCACAAGCUGUUGGCAAAUGGGCCACCAGAUUGGCCGUAUUUUGGUACAGAUGGGGUAUCGUUGCUUCUGUCGCUGGUGGUCUCAUGAUCAUUGGUGCUGGUUACACCGCCAGAAGAAUCUCCUAUGAAGUGUUCUUGCUUAUCCAUUUCGUUCUGGGUGGAAUUUUCUUGGCUGGUGCUUGGAUCCAUUGUCUAGACCAAGAAUACGAACAGUACUAUUACGCCGCCGCAGCUGUCUGGUGUUUCGACACUCUGAUCCGUUUUGCUAGAAUUGCCGUGUUUGGCGUCAGAACUUCUAAGGUUGAGCUGAUUGCCAACGAAACCCUGAAGGUGACAGUUCCAAGACCAGCAUUCUGGAAACCAUACCCAGGUGCACACGGUUUCGUGCACUUCGUCACUCCUCUUACUUUCUGGCAAUCGCACCCUUUUACGCUGGUGGAAUCUACUGUGCACGACCAAAAUAUCCACUUCUACAUCAAAAUCAAGAACGGUAUCACCAAGAAGCUGGCAAGCAGAAUCCAGAAGUCCGGGAAGGGCUUUACGAAUAUCCAUGUCUCGGUGGAAGGUCCUUACGGAGAGAGAAACCACUACGAACAUUACAACAAGGCUGUUCUUCUUGCUGGUGGAAACGGUAUUCCAGGCCCAUUCUCGCAUGCCAUGAUGCUGGGAACCAGAGACGUGGAGAAGACCGAGGUCAAGCUGUACUGGUCCAUCAGAGAAUACUACUCUUUGAACUGGUUCUUUGAUGAGCUGAUGAAAUUGAAGGGUACCAACGUGCAACCAGUCAUCUAUGUUUCUAACGCCCAAUCCAGUUUGGAAGGUGUUAACUUUGACUCAAGCUCGCAGAGCUCUAGUUCAAGUGACAACGAAAAGACCGAUUCUCAAGAGGAUCUGAAGGAUACCAGUACCAGCCAGUUGCAGAAGCUCAAGGAAACUUUUGGCUUCAUCGAGUUCAGAACUGGACGCAUAGACAUAGAAAAAGUCAUUUCUGAGGAAGUCGCCGAGGCUAACGGUUCUGUUGCUAUUGGUGUCUGUGGUCACCCAGCUAUGGCCGAUCAAGCAAGAGUUGCUGUUGCCCAUGCCAUCGGUGAAAACAAGAACAGAAUUGACUACUUUGAGGAGAUGCAAACCUGGUAA
Molecule: messenger RNA, 2124 nt
Organism: Kuraishia capsulata CBS 1993
Lineage: Eukaryota; Fungi; Ascomycota; Pichiomycetes; Pichiales; Pichiaceae
Exons: 1
Coding region: 1-2124 (707 amino acids)
Biological process (GO): iron ion transport; copper ion import; intracellular iron ion homeostasis
Cellular component (GO): plasma membrane
Molecular function (GO): ferric-chelate reductase activity
Source: RefSeq, a predicted model, not a curated record